This is a messenger RNA of Grus americana (Whooping crane), 8837 nucleotides long. It is a transcript of the gene CALN1, whose product is annotated as calneuron 1. The transcript is spliced from 6 exons. Bases 1085 to 1741 code for a protein of 218 amino acids. The record is from RefSeq and is a predicted model, not a curated record. Gene Ontology annotation, molecular function: calcium ion binding. Lineage: Eukaryota; Metazoa; Chordata; Aves; Gruiformes; Gruidae.
GUCUUAAUGAAUCUGUCAAAAUCAACAAACGUGCACGACGGAGGAAUUUGGCCCCAAACACCUACUGAUGCCGCUGUCGGCAACCAAAAGACUCCCAAAGAGAGUCCUGCCUGUUGCCCAGAUGCCUAGUAACUGCUUUAAUGUAUUCAGCCCAACCUUGUUUUAUUUCAGAUAUAAUUUCAAUCACCAGAUUUAAUACAUGAUUUGCAGUGAUUAUCUCCUGAUUUACCCACUUGAACAGCAAAAGGAAUGCAUUGAGAAGGGCUGAGCUGCCGUGCUUUGCUGGUGUCCUGAGUGUGAGCUGUUUCUCCUGUUACUCACCAGCAGCUCAGACCUUUUCCACCCACCAAGUUUUACUCUUUCCCAUGUAGCAGCUGCAUCCCCCUUAGUACACGCCGCGUUGUGUCGCACUAAUUCGCUGGGUGCCUUGCAAGCUUGCCUCGGCUCUUGGUGGCUUUUGGAGUGUGUCGAAAGUCAUCGGGAUACAGACGGGCUCCGUCAGGAAAUGAUAGCGGGACGAGAUCGGCUAUGGGAACGGCUCGCUGAGGUCUGGCCGGGCUGUGGUUGCCUGUAACUCCGCCGGAGGAGAGGUGCGUGAUCCUCUCUCACUUGAUGUGCUUGCUGGACUACAAGAGGAUCUCCUCAUUUCCUGGGAAAUCAAAUUUCCCCAUUGUUCAGCUGUAAAAUAGCUGCACAAGGCCGUGAUUGGCAAAGGACUGGAUCACCCAGGUUGCUUACAUCACGUAGGCAGCUACCACCGAAAUGACACACUUGAUUGAAGGCCAAAAGAACCGUAUACGUAACUGCCUGUGAUUAAGCUCCAUAUGAUGCCUCAGAGCAAGUAAAAACCCCUCCUUCAUCUCAUCGUGUUUGUAAUGAGACAACCGUUGCAGGGAUAUCAUUUGGGUCAUGUUGUGGCUUUUGGGGGAUUUUUUUGGUUUGUUUUGGGGGGUUUAUUUUGCUUCCGGCUGUAAACUUCCAUGACCUGCAACAAUCUGCCGUUGCUCCCUUGCGUGAUGCCCCAUGAGAGCCUGGUGCUGUAGGUGUGCUGGUAGCUGGGAAUACAAAUUUUACCAGGGAGAAGAUGCCAUUCCACCAUGUAACAGCUGGCUUGUUGUACAAAGGCAACUACCUGAACCGCUCACUCUCCGCUGGCAGCGACAGUGAACAGCUAGCGAAUAUCUCCGUGGAGGAACUGGAUGAAAUCCGUGAAGCUUUCCGGGUGCUGGACAGGGAUGGGAAUGGUUUUAUAUCCAAGCAGGAGCUGGGCAUGGCAAUGCGUUCCUUGGGAUACAUGCCCAGUGAGGUGGAGCUGGCGAUUAUCAUGCAACGCCUUGACAUGGAUGGGGAUGGCCAGGUUGAUUUUGAUGAAUUUAUGACUAUUCUGGGACCUAAGCUGGUAUCAUCGGAAGGCAGAGAUGGCUUUCUGGGAAAUACAAUAGACAGCAUAUUCUGGCAGUUUGACAUGCAGAGGAUAACACUGGAAGAGCUGAAACACAUCCUCUACCACGCCUUCCGGGACCACUUAACGAUGAAGGACAUUGAGAAUAUCAUUAUCAAUGAAGAAGAGAGUUUAAAUGAAAACUCUGGCAACUGCCAAACAGAGUUUGAAGUGCACGCCCAGAAGCAGAACAGACAGACCUGCGUACGGAAGAGCCUUAUCUGCGCAUUUGCCAUGGCCUUUAUUAUAAGCGUGAUGUUGAUUGCGGCCAACCAGAUCCUGCGGAGCGGCAUGGAGUAGCCUCUCGCCAUGACACUGUGAACCAAACUGACCAUGCAUGCGCAUGCCACCGGGUGAGCUUCCCCCGAACCGACUAUCACGGCAAAGAGACAGAGGCAGGCAGAUAAAGCACUAUUCGACAAGGAGCCUGAGGCCAGCAGCGUAAUGUGUCUUGUGAAUCAACUACAUCCUUUUUGGCAGGGACAUAAAAGGGCUGUCUUAAUGCUUUAAAGGUUUUGUUUCCUAAUGCAAUAAAAAAAAAAAAAAUACAGGAGUCCCGAAUUAUUGCUUCAAAACAGCGAUGGUAACUUGGAAGAAACUUUCACCCAGCAGCCUGUUUUGCAGAUUUAAGGAGGCACAGCCUCAUGACUUGCUGCAGCGGAGCUGUCUUUUAACCUAGGGGCCGACUGACUAUUCCGCGUAGCUCUCCACUGGGCCCUCAUUCCCAGGAAGUUGAUCGUAGCAUUGCCACAAGCAAGUCCUGUUCGUUUUAUUUCAUGUACUCCAGCUUCACUUUGUUUUUCCCUUAUGACCAUGCCUUUGAGUUUACGGCAUUAGAGGGGAGCUAGAGCAUCCUUGUACAGUAUUUUCAGAGUAAAAAAAGAGGAGAAUUUGCCAGCAUCAUACAAAAUUUCUAUUUUUGCUUUAUAAACGCCGCCUUUGACACAAGACUGUGGGGUAGCAUGAGUCUGCCAUCUUUUUCUGACCGUGAAUCAGGGCUUGAGAAGCACCACCCGUUUCCACACGUGGGAAUUUCUGAGAUUUGUGCACAGUCUUCCAACCGACUCUGCAACCACCAGCGCCAGUUAAAACUCCCUCUAUUUGGUCACGUCUGCAUAUUCAACAGCAUUUGCUUUCCAGCAGUUUUGCCCUUCUUCUAUAUUGGUCUUCAGUAACCUUAUCUGAGACGAAAAUCAUGAGGAAAAGCUCAGAAGAGCUUUCCUCCCCUCUCCUCGCCUGCCCAAUUUUUAUUUAUUUCAUUUGCCCUGUUUGUAAUCUGCAGUGGAACCUUUGUGUCAGACACCUUCUCGUGGGAGAGGUUAUGUUGCUGCCUACACGGCAGUGUGUGGUUUUGACCAGCCAGCUGCUCCGGUCCCUCUCAGGAGUCAUCCCACCACCACCACCACCAUCCCAUGGGCAGGCUCCAAAGAGGGUAAGCUGAAAAGCAGACUGCAGCAAGAGAAGAAGGAAUCAAAGUAGAGCAUACCACCAUAUGUUACGUAGUGUGUCAGACUUUCAGAUCCUGCGAGUGUUAGUUAUUUUUCCUGGAAGAGAUUUUAAUGAGCAGCAAGGACAAGAUGCAGCGAUGCAGACUAGAGACACGACACGUCCUGCAGAAAGUGCAAGGACUGGGUGAGCCUGGAGUCAGGAUUACAUCUGAAAGCAUAUUUCCUUUUAAACUUGACACAAAUCUUUGCAUUUACCUUCAGAUGAACUGUGUGCCUGUGUGUCACCCCGGGAGAGAUCUGGUUUCUGGUUUCCUCGUCCUUGCAGAGAGGUUUCCCAGCUGGUGCUCAUAGAGCCGGCGCAGGGAGCGCUCCUGGGGAGGUCCAUGGAGGCACCCGGGCAUUGGAGUUGCAGUGGUUUUGUCCUGCCAGCUGGGCGAGCUGCAGAAACACCACGGAACAGCGAGGUCUUGCUCCUGUAAAUGCAGAUGACUGUUUCCUGUGUCACGAGAUGGGGCAGGACGGCUCCCCAGGGGUCUGCAAACCACGGGCUUCCCUCGUCCCACACAGCAGCCAUUGGCUUAAACCUGGAUCUAUCCCAAAGACUCAUUUCAGGUCUUUCUUUGAUUACGAGUUCGAUCGGUAACAUUUAAUCUGUAUUUUUUUAGUGGCCUGAUUUGAAAAUUUGCUUCUUGUUGUUCUGUCUCCCAUCACCCCUUUAAACUUGUGUCAUCACUUUGGAUUUUGCCUUUAGGUGUGUGUCUCAGUCGCCCACCUCCACAUUGUUGCCAUUUUCCUGGUGCUCCCCCUCCAUCACCGAAGAUGACAGCCGUCUUUUCCAGAGCAGCUGAGUUAUUUUUUUUCUGCCUUUCACAAACACACACUUCUGUAUUUCUGUUCUGCUGUGACUAAUAGAGGUCAACUGCAAAAUAUUCCGCAAAAAUUGUUACAUCUCCCAGAAGAUGGAGAGAUUUAUGUUUGCGAUAGGGCAGCAGCAGACUUCAAACCAACAGCGGAAAAUCUUAGGCAAGCUCUGAGUGCAGGAUUCGCACUGCUGGGGAGCCAAGGCGCGCGCCCAGCACUCGCUGCACCGGACAUUGCAGAUAACGAGCUCUGAGAUCGUUUUAAGGGAACAAACUGUCAUCCACAUUUUUAGGUCUCAGGGGCAUGUGAAAAGGUGGCAGCAGCAGGAAAAAAAAGUCUAAACGUUACUUGCCACUGGGUAAUAAUUAUUAAGAUUUCUUUUUUCCCCCUGGGACUGUGGUGGAGUGAAUGUGGGCAGCAGGGGCAGAUGGCGAUGGAGCGGAGAAGUGGGCACCGACCCGCCAGCCCCACGCGGCAACGGCAGAAACAUGAGGCAGAGCGGUGCCUCUUUGCUGAGCCCAGACACACAAGCUAAAACACAUAGACCAGGCAUUUCUCCACAUUCUUCUCACUCAUCUGACACAUAAUACCAGGCAGACUCCAAUUAUAACAGCUACCUUACGGAUGAGAUGAUCUUUUGCAUUCCUUUAAGCUUUCUGGAAAGCUCCAUAAUUUCUACAUGCAUGCUCCAUAAAAACCUUUGUAAAUACAGUCAUUUUUCAGUAUAAUUCUUCACCUUGAAGCUCCAUUUGUAAAAUCAAACCUAUUAUUAAUAUAUCGGUAAAAGCCAUAGCCUGGUGUCAGUAGAGUUCCUUGCAAAACUCCCCACUGAUUUUACUGGGUACAGGAUUUGGGAGGGUUUGGGUUUGCUUUUUCUGUAAGGAACCCAAUUUAUCCAUUAUGAAUCGGUGUCAUGUCUUGCCAGAGGUCUCUUUUUCCAUCCUAGAGCAGCCUUUCUCCAUCUAAAGGCGUCUUGAAGAAAUCCUUUCUUUAAUCAGUCAGGCUCUUCUGAUAGCUAGCAGCAAUGCAGGAUGGAUCAGGCCAAGCCAUUUCAUCCUUUCCUCUCCCCACAACCUUUCUACCGACACCUUCCCAUCCUUCUUCACCAGCAGCAUUGGACCCGUGUCUCUUACCUACCUCCCUGGCUCCAUUUAUGUAACAUCCAUUUACCUUUUUUUUUUUUUGUCUUCUACACAAGAAGGAAAAAAAAAGGGGGGGCUUUUUGUUGCUUUUACAGACAGUAGGUAAAAAUAGAGCAGUAAAAUUUUGAUUGGAACCUGAUGGCAAAAGCUUAGAGGGAAGAAAGUAGAAGAAUCAAAGAAAUAAAAAUAAAAAACCCCACAUCCCAUACUUUAAGGAAAAAAAACCCUAUUUAAGUGCUAAUUAACAUACUUUAAAAAAUACCCAGACUGCAGCAGUGCUAGGUAGAGCUGUCAGAAAAAGCACUAAACUUAUGCUCUUGCCAGUUACAUGAGAAUUUAAGUGUCUUUUCAGCACUGCAAUUCUGUAUGAAAAGGAUAUUGCUAUGGCAACCCUCGCUGUUCGUGACAUGUGUGCCACCGUGUCGGAGCGACACACAGCAAUUGCAGACGUGCUCCCAGCCAAACCAAGGAUGGACAAACAGCUCCCAACAGCCCGGGACAGCAUUUCAGCCCACAGAUUAGCAAAUUAUUAGCAAAUUGUGAGCACCCCAAAGACGACUCUGUUGGCUUAGCCACAAAAAAAAAAGUGUGCAAUUAAAAAGAUUGACAUGCAGGGAAGGCUUCAAGAUGGGCAUGAUUAUUUUAGUUUGAGAGAGGCUUUGGUUUGGUUUGGGAGCAAGUGAAAUCAAUGCAGCAUAAGCACUGCUUGACACAGGCUGUCCUGUGCUUGUCGAGAACACUUUGGGCAGGUCCUUCACGGAGGGAUCGAUCUCUGAUGGGAAGGAUUUGGGUUACUGCUCCUGCAAGGCACUAGGCUGCAUCGCUGAUAGCCAUUGGCUUUGACUUUAACCACUGACUUUAACUUGGAAGGCACAUCCUGAUUUUCUGCUCCUGGAAAAGCCAACGAGAGAACAGCAGGCGUGUGGUGUGCUGAAAUACUUUGGAGGCCACAGAGAAGUGAAUUGCAGCAAAAGCUGCUGAAUGAGCAUUGCUCACCUGGCAGGUCCAAAACCAUACCAUAAGGUCAGCCAGAAAGAAAAUCACAGCUGAGGAGUUACUGGGCAGGACAAGGGCACCAUGGUGGUGGAGGUGGCCCUGGGGAGCAGGCUCCUGCCCACGACAGGCUGUGCCACCCAAGGACUUCGUUGGGGCCUGACUCUCUUGACAAGUCCACCACUGAGAAGUAAUUUCUAAUCAGAAGCAGUAUCAACAGUAAUUAAAGAAUUAAACAGGGUGGACAACUGGGAAGACUUGGCUUUGUUAGGGAGAAUUUGGUCCUCGUGCUGUUGGAGUUCACAGAGGACAAAAGGGAGUUGACAAAGAAAAAGCAAUUCUUUUUCGUGUUUGAUGGGUACCUGCAAAUAUGCCCGUUACUGUUAGCAGUCACCCUGUCCUGGUGAAGGUGCUCACAGACCCCCCAGGACCUGUGAGCAGAAGGGUAGGAGGUGGUAAGAGACCCAGAUACUGCCCCUGCUCCGAGGUGAGCUACAGCUGAAUGGUUGGGUAUCAUCUGGUGAUCUGGAGAGAUUUCAUACAGACUCUUCAGUGGUUAUUGGGAGCUCACAUGUUGGAUAUGGUGCACUGGUAGGGCUGGACCUUGGUUGCUUUACAUGGGAGACUUCCAGCAACUUUGUAAAAGAAAUCUACGUGUAUAUACCCACCUAUUUAAGCUGGGCUAAGUAAAUGGGGCUUUUUGGUCCUUCUCCCGUAAGAAACAGGAUAGCAAGCAAGCAAGUCAAGAAAAGGUAGAAAGCAUUCCCAAGGAUGCUACUCUCUGGACAGUUAAAGUCUGUCUGACAGACUUGGAUAAGCAAAGUACCGACUGGUAAACACUUUUUUCCAUGGAAAGCAUAGGAAUAUUCUUUCAGAAAAACCACACUGCAUCUUUCUGCCUGCUGCAGAAGACCAAAACAUCUCCUGGGACACCCGGAGGACUGUGAUGGCUGUCCGAGGUCCAGUGCUGGCUCUUCUCGAGAUGGCACGCUGCUUUGCGAGGUGCCUGGUACAAAGAGACUCUCAGCUUUUUCCACGAAAGACUGUCUCCCCCCCGCAUCGUGCGCACGUGCGCGGAGCAAGCAGUGCUGCAAAGGGCUGUCAUCUCACAGAAGCAAGAGGUGCACAGUCCCGAGUCAGACUUAGAUCUGCGAGGAGAGAAGCAGUAGGAGGAAUACAUUAAGAUCAGUAAGAAUGAAGUUCCCUAUUUUAUCCACCCGUGUAAUAAAUUAUUUAGUUUCUGCUUUAUGGAUGACUAUUUGAAAGAAGAAAAACCAACUCUUCUAAAAUGAGAAUCUGAUGAAGUAUCUUUUUUCUUGGCUCUGAAUCAUGCUUACAUUCCACAGAUGAAGAUGUACAGAACUUGCUGGUUUUCAAUCUAUUAUUUUACUGCACUGUGUUCUGACAGUGCAAUUACAUUUCCCUGGCAUCGCUUAAAACCUAUUACUUUCUCAGGAAUUUAAUACAGAAAAAGAAAAGGCUCACAACAUUUUCAUCUCUAUAUACUGUUGGUUGUUAUCGGGACUGGAUCAUGUUUUUCUCCAGUUCAAGUAGGAUGUUUUAGGCAGCUCUAGGAACUGUAGAAGCUUCACCAAGAGUAAGAUGGACAGAAAAUCUGACAACAACAUUUUAAUUGCAGUACUCCACUCCUACCUCUCCAGUGACAAAAGUCUGAAAAACUGCCUCAGUUUGGCAUCUCCACUAUGAAAGAAUUUCAGCCCCAGAAGUGAGGAGAAGAGGGAGAAAGGAGAAAAAAGAAAUCCUCUGGAUCUAAAGAUCAGUACUUGACAAUUUGAUAAUGAAAAUACCAUAGAUUUUUUAAUUAUUACUAUUUUUUGUCAAGACAGGCCAAAAUACUUUGUAGCCUUGAAGAGCAUUACUAAAUGAAAUUUCCAUUUUCCAACCAAUUAUUUCCUACAGCUGUUCGUGGCCGUCUUUGCCAGCAUCAUGAAUAAGCAGCUUCAAACGCUGCUAUUUCACAAGGCUUUAGGUGAGAACCAUAGUAUGACUUUCCUUUAUCAGCUGGUCUUCUGUCUUCACCAGCCAACAAGCAGACAUUUGACCACCCUAUUUGAAGCUGCUGAGCUCACUCUAGCAGGUGCCCCUCUGGUCUUGCCAGCGCUCAGGCAUGUCUCGUCUCUCUUGUGAGCAGUCCCACUAAACCCAAAACGUGCAGCCAAUGUGUUUGCAGCAUCAGGCCCCUGGGGUUGCCAUCUGACAGCAAUCUUCGAAUAAAUGCCUCUAUAUUCAUAUUGCACCAGCCCAAGAACGGUAUUACAUUUUCUACCAUCUCUUUCAGAGGAGCCAAAGUUAUUUCAGCUUCAUGCAGCAGCUCUUGUUUUCUCAGAUUUUAAUCAGGGUGGGGGGUGGAAGAGAGAUGAAGUUCCUCUCAGACUCCAGGGUAAAUCAGAAGUAACUCAUUAGAGUUAAUUGGCUUAAACUGGAAUAAGCCCAGAAUCCAGCCUGUUGCCAUUUAAUCCAUACUAGGAUCUAAGUAAUCAAUGCCUCCUGAUUCAUCUCUAGGAAGUUCUUCACUAAUACAUGCAUCUCCUUUUUGUCACCAUUUCAUCCCUCACUUUUUUCAGGCUGUUUACCAUUCAUUGUUAAAAACUGACCAUUUUUUGCUUGUUAACAAAAGACAUGGCAUUUUAAAGACAAGUCACAAAGUCAGCAGCAUAAUGGUAAAAAAAAAAACCAACCAAAACCACCACAAAAACCCCCUUUGUACAAAAUACUGUAAAUAUUAAUAUAAAUUAACUUGGCAUGCAACUCAAAUAAAUCCUAUGUUAUUGCAAGUUACCAGAGUGUAUAAAGACAUGUAUAAAGGAAAACCGAAUGCCAUAUGUAUCGGCUGUUUCCUCUAACCAAACACUACUGUAAAUAUAUAAUCUGUAUAAAAAGAUUUUAAUUUUACCAUUAUUUAUGCAAUAGAAAUAAAGUUUUUUUUCUUUU